This is a messenger RNA of Hemibagrus wyckioides, 1622 nucleotides long. Its product is annotated as macrophage mannose receptor 1-like. The record is from RefSeq and is a predicted model, not a curated record. NCBI's taxonomy places the organism in Eukaryota, Metazoa, Chordata, Actinopteri, Siluriformes, Bagridae. The transcript has 6 exons. Bases 204 to 1004 code for a protein of 266 amino acids.
AGACUAGAAGCAGCACAGAAGACACAAAGAGGUUCUUCAUCAUCUCCUUCAUAGUACAGAUUUUGAGUACCCCAGCAAAACACAAGUUAUGAAGAGUUGUCUGAUUUUACUCCUGUUUAUAACAGGGGAAAACCUGGAGUGAUGCUCAGGCUUACUGCAGAGCCACACACACUGACCUGGCUAUCUUCGACAGUAAUGACAACAUGAUCCGACUUCAGAAUGAAGCACAGACACAAACAUUCAGUUCUGAUGCUUGGAUUGGGCUGUACAAUGACAUCAACAGCUGGCGCUGGUCCAUGGGAAAUGAACCAGUGGGAAAUAUGAGAUGGAAACCAGGUGAUCCCAACAACAAGGGUGGAAAUCAGGUGUGUGGUGCAAUGUCUCCCUUCGGAUGGUGGGAUCUGGACUGUAAAUCCCUAUAUCCCUCUGUCUGUUUUGAUGACAGUAAAACUGGAAAUCAGCAGUACAUUUACAUUUCUACUACUAUGGCAUGGCGUGACGCUCAGGCUUACUGUAGACUGCAUCACACAGACUUGGCCAGCUCCAGAGAUGCAACUGAAGACUCAGUUAUUAUGGGACUGACUUCUGGCAACACUUGGUUUGGUCUGUUCAGAGACUUCUGGAAGUGGACAGACAAAACCAAUUUCUCUACCAUCAGCUGGAUGACUGGAAAACCUGAUAAUGCCCUGUGGCAAGAAAACUGUGGUUAUUUAAGUAACGGUCAGGCUGCUGAUGCACUGUGUUCAGACAUAAUGCCUUUCUUCUGUUACUCAGUAAUCAGUGGACAACAACAAAUAGUAAGAGUGAAGGUUCAAUCCAAUGAGGAUGUGAAUGAUCCUGGAGUGAAGGAAGCCAUCUUGGAGCAGAUCAACCAGAAGCUGAAGGAUCGUUUGAACACAGAGAACAUCACAGUGAAAUGGCGCAAACAACCAGAUGGAUUUGUGUUUCACAAGGAGAAAGAAGAAAAAAAUACUACAGUAGUAAAUGAAAAGUGUGACCUCUAAAUCUGUUACUUUAAAUUUAAUUUUAAGUUAUAUUUAGAUUCAUGCAUAUUAGCAUAAUAAGUAUAUGAUGUUAAAUCUCUUCACAUAACUAGAAGUCAAUAAGGAAUGUAUAUUAAUACCUGCUUUUAGAUUCUAUUAUAAUGAAAAAAUGUGGAAACUUCUCAUAACACAUCUGCUUUACAUUUAACUGUCUCCUGAUAACAUCAGUUGUAAUUACUGUACCUCUGUACACUAUAAUAAGGGAUGUGAGCUUUAGAGGAUGCAGAGAUUCAAAGCUAGUUGAUAUUAAAUACUGACAAAAAGGCAGCAAGUCUUUUGAAAACAACCUGGCUGUGAGUAGUUAUUUUCACAUAUGUAUAUUAUUUUGUCAUUAUUUUAUUGUCACAGUGCAUUUAGAGCCAGAACACCAGAGGGAGCUAUCACCCGAGUAUUAAUUGCUACGAACUCAUUUCCGGUUCUCUAGGGCUUUAAAGCAGCGUGCUCCCUCCGUUCCAUGCAAAGUAUCGUUCCAAGCCAUGUUAUAUUUGCUGACUAGAUUGCUAUGUGUAUGAACCUUGCCUGUUCCAUAGUAGACUACGAGUUUCGCUUUUGUGUUUCUGUUUCUGUUUCUAGUAUUUG